AUGGGAUUUGCCUGCUGUGUAAUAUGUCAUUUCCAGUUUGGGGAGGCCAUGUUUCUCUCGGUGCGCCAGUUUAACGACUUUAGCAAACUGCUACAAAAAGGUGCCUGUGAGGCAGUGUACUGGCAGAGGCUGACAUGCCCGUAUGAGCUGAGGUUUGAGAGCAUGCCGAGGGUGUGGUGCAGGCAGAGCUCCACCGAAUGCUGCACCGGCCUCGUCUUUGGCCAGAACACCCAGUCGGUGGAUGGAGGUAAACUGGAGGUGGUGGAGGGCUCGGACUCCUUCACUGUGGCUGUGUGGGAGCUGAGCCAUGGAGAGGGGGUGUACUGGUGUGGUGUGCUGAGUGGAAAUGACACCAUCAUUAAGCUGGCUGAAGGCUACUUCUACAGCUACUCUGGUCUUCAUCUCAUUCGCUGGAUUCUGCUGCCUCUGUUGCCCAUGGUGACCGUUUUCACCUACAUUUACUCCAGAGCAACAACAAAACACAUGCGUAAGAAGACAGAGGAGCCUCACGAUGACGUUACUCUGCGCAGACGUCUGGCUGAGCCGCAGUACGAGAACACAGCAGCUCUGAAUGAGCUGGAAUGAUGAAGAUGAUGAAGGGAAAUUUAAAAGGCUGUCUCACACUCCAUCACAUUAGAUCAUGUUUAAGAGUCCUGAUGCUUUGCUGUUGAGAGAAAUAGUUUUGCACACUUGUGCCAAAGUCAUGGCGUUCAUUGAAUUGUUUUGAGGGUGAAAAAAAAAAAAGACCAUA
Thunnus maccoyii (southern bluefin tuna) is the source of this 751-nucleotide messenger RNA. RefSeq lists its product as uncharacterized. NCBI's taxonomy places the organism in Eukaryota, Metazoa, Chordata, Actinopteri, Scombriformes, Scombridae. The transcript is spliced from 5 exons. The coding region runs from base 1 to 585 and encodes 194 amino acids. The record is from RefSeq and is a predicted model, not a curated record.